This is a messenger RNA of Hirsutella rhossiliensis, 1923 nucleotides long. RefSeq lists its product as uncharacterized. Bases 1 to 1923 code for a protein of 640 amino acids. NCBI's taxonomy places the organism in Eukaryota, Fungi, Ascomycota, Sordariomycetes, Hypocreales, Ophiocordycipitaceae. The record is from RefSeq and is a predicted model, not a curated record. The transcript has 3 exons.
AUGGGCGAUAACAUCCAUCACGAGCCGCUCAAAGCACUCGGGCCGGCCGACUGGGCCACGGUGCCCCACGAUGACCUCGCCGACUUCCUGCGAGGCGUUUUCGCCCGCGCACAGCUCGUUGUCGACUCGGUCCCUUCGCCUACGCCGACCUGGACCCCUGCCAAAGAAACGGUCCUGGGACGCGCUCGCGCAAAGACGGAUCCGGCCCCGGCACGGGUCACCACUUCAGACGCCGUCAACCGGCUGCGCGACGAGUGGAAGGAGGUCAAGGUCAACGCCCGGGACAACCCGCUCGGCAUCCGCGUCUACAAGCUCGCCGGCAAGGACGGCCAGGGCUCGUGGUUUGCCCGGCGCAGCGUCCACGACCGCCUCUCCUUUGACCGCUGGAGGAGCGGGCUGGAGAGGGAGUUUCCCGAAACGAUGAAGGUCCAGGGAUCGCCGGGCAGCGGCAACAUUCGCGGCAUCGGGGCGGACAAGAUGGUCGAGCACCAGGUCGUCGACGACGCAGGCCACCUCAGUGUCUUCCAACUCUCGGCACAAUUCCCCGGCCCGACGGCUCCCCGCGACUUCAUCACCCUGCUCCUGACUUCCGACUCGUCGACCAACCCGUCAGGCCGUGCGAGCCCCCUACGGCAGUACAUGGUCGUCUCUAAGCCGUGCACCCACCCAGAAUGCCCCCCGCGGCAGGGCAUCAUCCGCGGCCGGUACGAGUCCGUCGAGGUUAUCCGCGAGAUCCCAAGCGAGAGUUUGGCCAGCAAGAGGUCCCUCUCGUAUGCCGACCUGACGUCGGAAGAUAGUAGAAGGGCCGGCGCCACGAGACUGCCCAGUGAACCCUCAGCAGCGCCCGACGACCUCCCUCGAGCCAUUGAGUGGCUCAUGGUGACCAGGAGUGAUCCGGGCGGCAGCGUCCCGCGCUUCAUGAUAGACAAGGGAACUCCGCCAGGCAUCGUCGGCGACGCCGGAAAGUUCCUCGACUGGGCCGCCUCGGUACCCGCCGAGGGGGACUCUCCCGCUCAACACGAUGGCUCAACCGACAAUGGGAACGCUGAGGUUCCCGUGGAACAUGGCCCGAGUAAAGAGCAUGCAGAGCAAGCUGUGGCAAGGACUGCAGGCGACGACCAAGCAGCAAGCCAAGACGAGGGAAUCCCCAGCAGCAACGGGCUCUACGGUAUCAUCACCGGCGCAUUCGGAGUCGCCAGCUCGGUGGCCAACGGCCUACGUCAACAGUUCAGCGCCCCCCUUAGCCUCGGGAGCAGCGGCAGCCAGGAUAGCCUUGCCGAAGCCCCUCGAGGACCAGAGAACCGGGCCGACGAGUCGGACUCCGACAGCGACGCAUCCUCGGCACGCAGUUUCGCUUCGGCCGUGGAAAAGUCUAUGACGGGCGACAAGGCCGUCGACAGCACCACGGAAAGCAACUCGGACGAGUCGCGGUCACAGCUCAAACAGCCGGCGGAGAGGGAACUGCAGAAGCUGAUUGAGCGGCGGCGGAAGCUUGAGGAAGACUUUUCUAAGACGCAGGAGCGCUUCCAGUCUAAGCGGCAGGACGGCAAAGACAAGGACGCGGCGGCGCUGGCCAAGGCGCGCGAGAAGCACGAGCGGGAGCUGGCCAAGCAAGAGGCCAAGUACAAGCGCGAGACGAAGAAGCUCGAGGAGAAGCGCGAGCAGCAGGAGCGCAAGGCCUCGAUGCGUCGGCGCAAGACGUUGGAGAAGGAGGAGAAGUCGCUUUUGUCGGCCGCGCUCGAGGGCGUCAAGGCGGAGCGCGACGUGGCCCUCAAGAAGCUGGAGCUCCUGCAGAACCAGGUCGGCGAGCUCCAGGCGCAGAACACGAUGCUGGUGGCCAAGCUGGGUCGUAUUGGGGCCGUGAGCAGGGACGAAUCGCCGUCGUCGAAGGAGGCCUCCAUCAAGAGCCAGCCCAGAUUCUAG